AAACUGUCCAAAAGUGAUGUAUAUGGAAUCUGGGUCAGCUGUAGCUGGUUAGUGCACUUCUGCAUAUGAGAGUAAAACACAGUUUCAAAAAACGUUUCUUUCUCUUUUCUGGAAUAAUACAUACUGGAACAUUACUUUUUCCUUUUUCUUGUUUUUUUUUUAAAAUGAUUAGUUAGCUUGGUUAUCAUAUGGAGAAACCCAAUUCCUCAAUGCAGCUUGGAUCUAGCAGAGAAAGACAAAAGCAGUUUUCAACUCCAACUGCAGAUUAACAAUCCACAGCAUCGGGUAAUACAGGAAGAAAAAGCAACUUGGUCUCUGGAUUUUCCAUCUACCACAGAAGCAGAACAGCUGGAAGAUUUUUUUUUCGUGUGUCUUCUGACAAGUCAUCAUACUCGCAUCAAAAUGAAGAUAUUUAAAUGGACUUUGGGUGUACUAUUGUUCCUCCUGUUGUCUAUCGGGCGCUGUACAGAACAAUCUACACCUGAUAAAACAUCCCAACGGAGGCACCCUCGUUCAGCAGAUGGUGGAGAGGAAGGGAAGAAAUGUGGUUACACGUUCUUGGUCCCAGAACAAAAAAUUACAGGGCCAAUUUGCGUGAAUACUAAUGGACCAGGAACUGGUAACAGAAAAGACGAAGUCACAAGAAUGGACAUAGAGAACUUGAAGGAUGUCCUAUCCAAGCAAAAGCGGGAGAUUGACAUUUUGCAAUUGGUAGUGGACGUGGACGGAAACAUUGUGAAUGAAGUAAAAUUACUGAGGAAAGAAAGCCGUAACAUGAACUCUAGGGUGACCCAACUUUAUAUGCAACUCUUGCAUGAGAUAAUUCGAAAGCGUGAUAACUCUCUUGAGCUUUCCCAACUGGAAAACAAAGUCCUUAAUGUUACAACAGAAAUGUUGAAGAUGGCCACAAAAUACAAGGAGCUUGAAGUAAAAUACGCAGCACUAACUGAUCUUGUAAAUAAUCAGUCUGUGACUAUCUCACUGCUGGAAGAGCAGUGCUUGAGAAUCUUCUCACGACAGGACACCCAUGGGUCUCCACCUCUUGUUCAAGUGGUGCCACAGCACAUUCCUAACAGCCAGGCAUACACCCCUGUUCUUCUGGGAGGUAACGAGAUACAGCGAGAUCCAGGUUACCCUAGAGACAGAGAUGUAAGGCCACCACCCGAUCCAGCUACUUCUCCUACAAAGAGUCCUUUCAGAGUACCACCACUGGCUUUAAUUAAUGAGGGGCCAUUCAAAGACUGCCAACAAGCCAAGGAAGCUGGGCAUUCCAACAGUGGGAUUUAUAUGAUCAAACCUGAAAAUAGUAAUGAGCCAAUGCAACUAUGGUGUGAGAACAGCCUGGACCCUGGAGGAUGGGCAGUUAUUCAGAAGAGGACAGAUGGAUCUGUCAACUUUUUCAGGAACUGGGACAGUUACAAGAAAGGCUUUGGCAACAUUGAUGGAGAGUACUGGCUGGGACUAGAAAAUAUUUACAUGCUUACUAAUCAGGAUAAUUACAGACUAUUGAUUGAGUUAGAGGACUGGAGCAAUAAGAAAGUCUAUGCAGAAUACAGCAGUUUCCGCCUGGAGCCCGAAAGCGAAUUCUACAGGCUACGCUUAGGAACGUACCAAGGAAACGCAGGCGAUUCCAUGAUAUGGCACAAUGGAAAGCAAUUCACAACACUGGACAGAGACAGGGAUAUGUAUUCAGGAAACUGUGCUCACUUCCACAAAGGCGGCUGGUGGUACAAUGCAUGUGCCCACUCUAACCUCAACGGGGUGUGGUACAGAGGAGGCCACUACAGGAGCAAGUAUCAGGAUGGAAUAUUUUGGGCUGAGUACCGGGGAGGUUCCUACUCCUUGAAAGCAGUUCAAAUGAUGAUCAGGCCUAUAGACUGAGGAGGAAAAUCCCACAGCGCUCAAGUGAUCACGUAUAAACUUCUCAACACUUGAGUUCCAGAAAAAUAAAGUAUUACUUUUUAAUCAUUAUUUUGCACAAUCUAAAAGCAGGUCUACAGUUCUCCUGUCUUUCCCCCCUCCCUGUUGUGUUCCCUGCUCCUUAUUUUAAAAACCUUUUCUACUGUGACAGACGGUGUUUUUUUAAACACACAUUCACAAAAGCAGAUGUUUGUGCUUGCAAAGCAUAUUUAUCUUUGUUCAAGUCCAACAUACUUUAUGUAAACAGUGAUUAAAGAUGGUAAAAAAUUCCAGAUAUAUGACAAGAUACAAGCUUUUUCACUUAAAAAGCUUAUUCUUUUUCAGGUUAGCUCAAUCCUUAAAUGUAAAUAUGUGAAAUGACAUUGUCUUGCUCUAAUGUGAAAAUGGUUUAGCUAUUUAACAAUUUAUUUAAAACUGUUGGUAUUACUUUCAAUGAAAAUCUGGAUUCACAUUACUGUUUAAGAUGUACUCCAAGAAGCUACACAAAAAACUCAAGAUACUCUAGCUUUGCCAAAACAGAAAGAUUUUUUGCAACAAAUAAUUAUUUCAAAAUGAUAAGUGAUGAAUUAAACAAAAUAUAACAUUUCUUAGUGGUGUAGAGAAUUCCUUAAGAUCUGCAUAUCAUACUUUCUGUAAAACAUUAGGCAAAAUGUUCCUAAUGUAAAAAAAGAAAAAUAAUUGUAUGAAAUUAUUGAUAAACUGCAGGCAACCAAAUUUUGCUCAGUACUUUUUUUACUUUCAACCCCCCAUAUUCAAACAUCGUAACUACACACAAAUAUUUCUUGAUACUUUGAACUUAAAUGGCAAAACAAAAAGCCCCGAUAUUAAAAUCAUGACUUGACUCCCCAUUAGACAUGAUGAGGUCUGAACAAGUGUUCACACAUAAUAAUUUAGAGAAGGAUCUAGUCUCUGAAUAUAGAGAUUUUCCCCCAACACAGCUUUCUGCUGACACAGUAAAACAAAGGUUAGAAAUCAGUUUCUGAGUGUAUUCUCCCUGCCACCCCAAACUUGGACCGCUCUUAUGACAUACACAUUUCACUUCCCCUACACAUAUACAACUUUUGACACGGUCUAUAUUAAAUUUUCUACUUUCUAGAUAUCACGUUUCCACUGGAAUUAGUACUCAAUAAAUUAAUCAGAAAAUACUUUUCCAACCUUUAACAACAGCUGUAGAAUAUCCUGGAUAAAACCAAGAUAUUUGCAAAAAUCAGAAGAAAAAAAAUGCUCACUUUAGAUACCAGAGUCUCCAAAACUAAAGCUCUCUUCCUAGUAAAGAAAACUAUUUAAUAAUUGUACUUAGCCACACAGCUAACAAUUUCUUAUUACACAAAAAAUAAAUACACUGUUCUGAAUUGUAACAAAUGUAUUUGUUUGGCACCUCAUAUGUGCAGUCAGGUUUUUAAGGAACUUUGUCCCUAUACAACAUAAGAAACCCAAAUAGCUAAAAGAAUAAUCUAAUAUUGUUAUGUUAAAUUAGUCGAUAUCAAUUGCUAUGCAAAACGUCAUUUGUAAUUCAGAGGACAGAAAACAGCAUUCUGCUUUCAGAACACAUCCUCUGGUAUAGAUAAAGCUUCAUUGAUAAUAUACGACUGCAAGGGUUGUAGUUAAAUCUUCGGUCAGAGAUCAAAGCCAACAAGUUUCAACAAUACUUGCUGGUGGGUGGGGAAUCAGUUCCAGCAUAUUCCAUUCCCAAAUUCCAACAAUUUUAACUGACAAAUAUAUAAGAUUACAAUUCUGAAAUUGUUCUUCAUAAAGAGAAUAUCUGUUUAUUACAAAUAUUAUACAGACCUCAUUGAUUGAGUGUUCCACAAAAUGCUUUUUGAUUGCAAACAUUUAAAAUUCAGACUAUCUGAAAUCUAUCUUUUUUCUAUGGUAGCUGGAUAGAAGAGCGGUUUGGGUAAGUUUAAAAGUUGCAAAUGUCCUCCAAAACAAUUUAAUGAACACUUUGACACGUUUAGUUCAUUCAACCGACAGAUUUCCUCUCCUUGGGACAGAUCUUAUUUUACCACAAGAAUCUCUUGCCUGCUACAAAAACAGUAUUUGUUUAUUCAGUGCAGUCAGUGAAAGCUGUACUUUGCAGAAACCCCUAAGUUAGCUUGCGCUCAGCUUUUAUAUCACAUCUUACAGGUCGGACAUCUAAAAAGUGAUUCUUCCCCAAUUUAAAGCUGCAGGACAGCCUUAACUAAACAUUAUGACAAAAUACACUGAGAAAGCUCAGAUUGCACAAAUGCUGUGCACUGAAAGGAAAGACUUAAUUUUAAAUUGCUCAUUUAAGAUUAUAAGGAGGGAAAGCAUAUACUGUCUCUUUUUCAGGUUGGUUCAUACUCCGUACAAUAAUUUAUUACUUUCAAAUGCUUGUAACUCUAUCAGUUCUUAGGUUUUGGGUUGAAUUUUUUAAGCAGGGUAAACGUCUUAAGAAGCUUAAAUGUUUUCUCUCACACUUUUUUAAGAAAAGUCUUUCAAAAGAGGCUGUAGCAUCCCUCAAGCUUAUUGCACUGGACAUUCAGAAGCAGUUUGUCUGUGAAGGAUAUAGCUUUCACCAUUCCCGUACUAUCAGUCCAGAUUUCACCAAGCACAACUUUAGAGUUUAACCUGUGCUAAACCUGAAACACGGUUUUCACACGUAUUUCCAGUCUAUGGCAAGCAUUAUCAGUAAAGUAGCUGAAUAUUCAUCAGAUGAAUACUUCAAUACCCUGUUUUCAGCUUUUCUGUUUCUGGAUAUGAUUCCUGAAAGACAGCUAUAUGAAAAUAUUUCACAAGGUAGUACUGCUUAGUUAAAUAAAAAUCUUACUUCUCAA
Molecule: messenger RNA, 4718 nt
Organism: Calidris pugnax (ruff)
Lineage: Eukaryota; Metazoa; Chordata; Aves; Charadriiformes; Scolopacidae
Gene: ANGPTL1
Product: angiopoietin like 1
Exons: 5
Coding region: 403-1881 (492 amino acids)
Biological process (GO): cell surface receptor protein tyrosine kinase signaling pathway
Source: RefSeq, a predicted model, not a curated record